UCUGGCUUGCUUACUUCCGUUUUGGAUUUGAUGAUUGAGUGUGUGCUGCUGCCACUGUGGAAAAAUGCACAAUUCAGCAUUUUCCUGAAUGGACACAAAGAAAGGCUUUGGCUGAAAGCUGUCGAUUGUAACACCGAGAUGAAGCUGCUAAUCGAUAUCUGGAUACACACAUGUGGUGUAUGAAUGCUCGAGCCUGUCCUUCACUCAGGCACUUUAUAAAGGUCAUCAUAGUACCGACAGUGUUGUUAUUAUCGCCUGUUGUGACAGAGGCGGGUUUAGGAUCGGGGCACACGGUGAUUGGAUGUGACGACCCCCCGUGUCACGAUGCUUCCGUUUUGUGCGUACGCGCAGGCGCAGCGACCCCUCUCUUCUGAUAUUUUAUUUACUCCCGAAACCCAAGAUGGCUCCUGUGAAUGUGUCGGUCCCAUAGCAAAUUGAGGAUGCAAGUAGCUGCCGAAAAAACAACUUUUCCCCGACCGUCGCAUCCCCUGGAGUUCAAUUCGUAUGGUGCGGAGGAGGCCCUGACAUCCGUCUAGGCACCGAGCAGCCGUCGGAGCUCCGCGAAACCCUCUUCAAUCCACCAAUUUGGAGUAGUUUCGCGAAGUAGCUCUUCUCCUCGCUGUCGCUGUCUGUCCGGAGCGAGGUUCAGGCAGGCAGCUCAUCCAAAUGGCCGAACCGAGAAAAGUGCAAUUUGUCACCCUCUCGGCCUUCGCAGCUGGAGCAGCCGCGGAGUCCAGGAAACGCCGGCUGGAGGAGGAGGCCGACUUCAACUUCGGUAGAGCCGGGGAGGUCGAGGCAGCGACCGGGGCAGGGGGUGCUGCCAGCAACGGUCGUCUCGGCAAAACCGGCGACAGGGACACGGCUGGAGCCGAGAAGAGGGUGACGGUGCGGCUCAACCUGUCCCUGCCGGAGCCUGACGACCGCUCCUCCGCCGAGUUCAAUUACGGAGAACUCGUCCAAAACCUCCAGGCAAAGAAUCCUACAGGUCUGAUUACAGUCCGCAAUCCCAAUGACCCCUUCAACGAUGACGAGAGAGAGCGGCUCCAGGUUGAGGCCCUGGCAAAAAAGUUUGAAAACAAAUAUGGUAACACAGAGAAAAAGAAGAAGAAGGACAGGAUGCAAGAUUUGAUUGAUAUCGGAUUUGGCUACGACGAGACAGACCCCUUCAUAGACAACUCAGAAGCUUACGAUGAGCUGGUGCCGGCAUCUUUGACCACAAAGCUGGGGGGAUUUUACAUCAACACUGGCACACUGCAGUUCAGAGCGGCCUCCGACUCCGAGGGAGAGGAGGAUAAGAAGCCGACUGACAACAAGGAGCAGGUGAUUAAGAAGAGGAAAAAGAAGGAAGUGAACAAUGUGGAGGAGAAGAACAUGAAGAAGAACAAAGUACCUAAACAAGGAGUGACAGCCCUCAACCUCCACCGGCCGGAGAAGAAGAAGAGGAAGAAGCUUAUGAAGGACUCUCUGUACCUGGCAGCCAUGCUCCGUCGCUUCACUCGGGAGAAGGAGGAGAUGAGGAAAAGAAACCCGACCAUGGCUCAGUCCGGCCUGGCUGGAGGCAUGGCUAACAAGCCGCACUCCACUAACUCAACAAACCACCUGUUAGCCUCUAACUCCGCCCACCCGCAGGGCAACGCAGCCAGCAACGACCUCUCACUGGCAGACCUCACCUCUGACCCCGCCGUGAUGUCACUGCUGGGCUCGGCCAAUGAGAAAGAGCUGCAGGAUCUCCUAGGUGAUCUGGACUUCACCUUGUUGGACACUGACCAGCAGCACGCCAUGGCGACGGCCAGGGAGAACGGCAUUCUGGGAGUCGGUGUUCCGGCUCAUAAAGCAGCAGCAGCAGGAGGAGGUGGCCAAGGGCGAGGCCUGGGGUCUUCCAGCGGGCUGUUUUCUCCACCUCCGCUGCCUGAUGGACUGCCUGCUCCUCUUAUUAAACGCAUCGAGGACCUGCGGGCGGCCUCGCGGCAGUUUGAUCAAGAGGGCAGGAAGAAAUUUUUCACCUUGGACAUGAAUAACAUUCUCCUGGACAUUGAGCUGCAGGUGCAGGAGCAGCCUCCUGAGGUGCGCUCAGGCAUCUACUCGCACAUGGAGGCAUUUGUGCCAUGCAACAAAGAAGCCCUCCUCAAACGCCUGAAAAAGCUCAGUCUCAACAUCCAGGACGAUCGCCUACGGACGCCGCUGCUAAAGCUGAAGCUGGCGGUGUGUAGUGUGAUGCCAGAGCAAAUAGCGAGAUACAACAUGGACUGCAUGGCCAAGGUUGCAAAGCAGCAGUCAGAAGAGGGCGAUAAGAACGGCUCAGAGGAGGAAGAUGAGGAAAAGCCUGGGAAAAGGGUGAUGGGCCCACGGAAAAAGUUUGUCUGGGAUGACAAGCUCAGGAACCUGCUGUGCAGCUUGGUGCGAGUGAAGCUGAGCUGCUACGAGAUGGAGAAACAGUGCUCUCUGUCUGUGGAGGACUACCUCAAGGCCUUCUUAGAGAAUGAGGUCAAACCACUAUGGCCCAAAGGCUGGAUGCAGGCCAGGAUUCUGUUCAAGGAGAGUCUGGCUGUUCACAGUCACCUCACUGGAAACCUAGUAAAGAGGAGAAUGGUGCCUGGGCCCAAGGCCAAAGCCAAGGAGGGUCUUUGGAUCCACAAACCACCUCUCACCAUGACCUCCACCGGGUCUCUGCACACCUCCACGUCUGCUCUGACCUCCACCCGCCUGCCCCUCUCCUCGUCCUCACCCCCCAUCUGUCUGUCGGACUCACUGGAUGAGGAUUUGACUGCUCCCUCUCUGGACUCCAUCUCCCACGCUUUGGCCCUCCUCAGCAAUGCGUCUAAGGGCCUGGGCCCCUCAGACAGUCCCUUGUCGCCCCCACCCCUGCAGAUGCCCACCUCCUCUCCUCCCCCCGUCACCCCUCACUACCCCUCAGCCCCGCAGCUCUCUGCCUCGGUUGCAUCCACGACGCAGCAACAUUCCCUGUCCAAGGUGGAGUCUGCUCCGCUGGCAGCUGCGUCUGCUGGAAACUUGCCAACAACAACAACAACGCUACUAACCUCCUCUUCUACCUCCUCUUCCUCGUCUCCUGCUGUUUCCUCCUUGGCUCGUGUGCAGGCAGCGGGCCUGUCGAUGGCCUCCAGGACUGCAGAUGGUCCCUACGGCCUGAUCAAAGCAUCUGGCACCAUGGGCCAAACACAGACUCAGAGACUUGUUACCAUGGCGUCACCCAAUCACAGGCCAAGCUUAGUGAUGGGCGGGAGUGGCAAGAUGCAUCCACACCCGUCCCCAUCGCCUCCGAAGCAGCGGCCUCCUCCCACGGCGUCCCCUCUGCUGCCCCCGCAUCAGAAGGGCUUUGUAAGUCCGGCAGGGAUGCUGGGAGCUUUGGGGGCCACUCAAGGACUGGCCAAAGGUAGUACCAAAGCCAGCGGCGUCAACAGCAAUGGCAGCGUGAGCAGCAACACUACACCUUCCUCCUCGCCCUCCUCACACUCCCGCUCCAACUCCACCACCCACCCUGGCCUGCAGUCCUUCUGCCCUCCCUCCCCGGUGGCCUCCUCGCCAUCCCCCACCUCCCAUACCUCACACUCCUCUCAAGGUAAAUCCCACACACACCACCACCAGCCCAACUUCAUCACGCCCAUGCAGGCCACCCUCACCAAGUCCUCUCACAGCAGCAAUUCCUCCCCCAUCAUCAAGCUCACCCCUCGACCUCCGGCGCCAACCCCGCCUCCUUCCUCCUCGCCCUCCCCGUCAUCCUCUCCCUCACACCCGCUCUCCCAUCAGAUGAUCCCCAGCCAACAGCAACAACACCAGUACUCCCCCAAAUCCCCCAAAACUUUUCGGCCACCGUUCAGUGUAUCGGGCAGCGGGCAGGUGAAGCAGACGCAGGGCAGCUUCAGUUUCGCCGGAGGCCAGAAAGCUCAGUCCACCACGAGCAACAGUAGCAUCAACAACUCCAUCAUCAACAAGGUAUCAGCUGUCUGCAGCCGCCCAGACAAAACAUCCCCGUCUCCUGCACCUUCAGUCUCAGCCAAUCACGGCCAGAGGCAACGGGUGGUGGGCGGGGCUAACCAGAGCUCAAAGGCAGGAAACGGUUGGGCGGCUUCAGGAACUUUGGCCACGUCCUCCACAACGUCACACCUCUCACAGGUAUCAACAGCGGGCACUUCCCUCCUUGGCGGCCCCUCUGGUCUGCCCCUGGGCUUUGGGAUGUUGGGAGGCCUGGUGCCUGUCUCGUUGCCCUUCCAGUUUCCCCCGUUGCUCAAUUUCAGCCCUCCUGGAGCCCCAGGGGUCGCUGGCAUGGGCUCAGCCCCCAGCUCCAACUCAGGAUACCCUCUAGCACAGAGCGACCUAAUGGAUCUGUAUAAGAGUCUCCAGUCAGGGUCGCAGGCUGCCCUACCUCCUCACUUGCAGCUUGCUUUCUCAGAUGCGAACCAAAGCCAGAGUGGAGACAUGAAAAGGAAAUCCCACUGACCAAUAACAGAGCAGGAGGUCGACACCAGUGGGGUGACAUCACAGCCUCCUGGACACUUUUACAAAUAGGAAUCUUCACUUUGAUUGACUGACGCAGUGGUGUGGUAUGAGGGGGCGGGGCUUCACUGCCUCUUUUAAAAACGGACCUAAAGGAGAAUCAGUUUAUCCUCGCUACAAGUGGCAACGAUGAAUUAAUUUAACUGUAUUUUCUAAUGAACCGGGUAUGAGAACAAGACGGGGUGAAUGACAAGAACACUUUUAUUUUUGUUCGGCUUAUUUUUUAUUUUUUUUGUCAACAUGUUUACAUAUGACCGACCUUGAUCACUGUGGAAUGAGUGUGAGCGAGGUGGUGGUACAGAUGAGAGAAGUGGUACGCUACGUAAUAUAAUUUGGAUUUAAGCUUACGUUGAAUAACAGGACUCUUGUUCUUGCAGUACAAAAUGAAAAAAAAAACAACAAAAAAACAGACUGAAUAAUGAAUUUUUUAUUUUUCUGUCUUUUUGUCUCAGAUGUGGGAAUCGUUGUGUCCGUAGAAAUUUUAUUGUUGGUCACCUCUGCUCCCACAAAUGACUGUUAAGUAGUAGCUUAAAUUAAUAUUGAUAAAUUAUUUGUAAUUUACACAGGGACAAAACAAGUUAUGGUGUGUGUGUGUGUGUGUGAGAGAGAGAGAGAGAGAGAGAGAGAACGAUGAUUUUGAAUGUGUGUAUGUACAUAAAAAAACAACAAUAUACUGUUAAUUUCUUUCCAGAUUAUCCAGUAUGAAUGGGUAAAGACGUGUAUCCCCUUUUCACAAUAAUGAGCGAGUGUAAGUUUGAUGCCCCUCUCUCGCUCAGUGUGUUUUUGGUGCUGUUUAAUCACACUGGACCUUUUCUGGAAAAAAGACUUGAAUUGAAAAAGUUUCGGGCUCCUCUUCUGAAGAGGGGAGCCGCCUGUGAGAGAGGGGAGAAACGUCAAGACUGUAGCCUACUUGAAUUGUUUUAGUUUUUUUUUUUCUUUUUUUUGUGAGUUAAGAUUUUUUUCAAUUUACUUUCUCUGCUUAUUGACUCAAACCAACUUAAUAUAACACAACGCCUUAGUUUGUAUCGAAAAAGUAUGAAAAAGAUCUAUGCAGGACUGUAAAACGCUCAAUGCAAAAGUGCAAGUCGUCGCUUGGCUUUCAACCUCUACUCAACUUGUCAGUGCAUUUCUGGAGUUGUGAAUGUUUGUAGAUGUUUUUAUGUCACUCGAGACUCCUUUUUUUUCUGGUGUGUGUUCAGACAGAAUGCAAAGAGAAUUUUUGAAGCAGUUUGCUGACAAAAGUCACCAAAGAGGCGAAAAGAUGCACAGUGAUUACGCUUGCGUUCACAUCGUAUUAGGUGCGUCGUGUUAAAGUGUAUAAAACAACCCCUGAGUUGGAACGUAAAAAAAAAAAAAACAACCUUUGAAAAUAUCACAAAAAGAUUCUAGGAUUUGGGAAGGUGGAAUAGUUGGUGUAUUGAUAAAAGGUAAAUGCAAAUACAUGCAAUGGAUGGUGUACUGUCAUUGCUUAGUCCACUGUUGGCUCUCUGUCAUCUCCAGAGGCUUUUAUCAGGUUUAUGCACCCUGGACUGUUACCACAGCUCUUCCAAGAGCACAGUUGCAGUUCAAAACUCCAUUUCCAUUCUUCAGUGUGCUCUGCGGUGUUAUACAACUAUUGUUUUUUCAUUUUAGGUUUAACUGGCGCGCUCUUAAUUAUGUCAUUUCGUUGCACCCUCUUCUUCUGUGGCACCUGACCACCACCUACGGCUUAUUUUAACAAACCAAUCUCCAGUGUGCGCAUAGCAAUAAUGGAUGAAAAAUUGCCUAAAUUUUCAUUUACUUUUGUCAAUUUUCUGAAAAGGUGGUUAAAAUUUGGGCUACAUAUUGAUGGAAACCAGACUAUUGUUCAAGCCAUCAUUAUGAGCUGCAGAGUGAAAAAAGUUAAAUAGAUGUCAGGUAUUCCUGUCACUGACAAUAUCUCCCUCUCACUGAAAAUAACUACACACACCGACCAACUGUUGGUGCACAGCUGCAAAUAGUGAGGUUGAAUAUGUUGCGAUGUAACAGCUUUCAGGCUGGAUCUGACAAUUAGAAGAAAAUCUUAACUUGUAUGUUUAAAUUUUCACUGGUAUAAAACAUUCAAAAACGUGAGCUGAGAACUUGUUUAAAAAAAAGUGAACUUGUAUGUUAGAAUUUUCUCUUCCAAUCCACAUACUUACUUUUUUUUCAGUACGCACUACUUGUGAGUACAGCCACUUGAAGAGAUAGCUGAAACUUCACAAAGGUGCUCUCUUGCAUCACAGCGUGACGAAUCUGUGCACAAGGGCUGCACCUGACUCAAAAUUAUGUCAGUCGAAUAAGAUUUGGUAGUUCAAUCUAAGUAUUAGACAAUUUGUUUUUACUCCGUAUGAAGUUGUAAAGCCUGGGCGGGUCCAGCGGGAUGUUCAGCUUCCUUUUGCACGCAGCUGCUUUUAACAAAGUGCAGCGUGAAAAUCAAGAGCACUCACUCUGCAGCAAAAUAUUGGGUACCAAAACAUCCCCUGAAGCAAACUGCUCAGCCCAACACCAACUAGCAUAAAAAAUACAACUAAAAAAAUGAGGCAAUCUCAGUUGACUAAGGGGUCUCCAACUGUUGAUUCGUAACUCCAGCGUUAAAGGGCAGCCCUGCAGUGCACUUUGACUUUUGUAACAUUUCUUACAGUAAAUUUGUUGCAAAACCUGCACUAGCAUCUGUGGAAGUAAAGUGGUUUGAAAGUCAUUUCCUGACUUCUCAUCGGUUCACCCCCAGUCUCAAGUUCUCACAUCUACAAGCUCUUACAAUUUGCAAUAUUCAUAGUAAACUCCCCGAUGCUAGCUUUUGCUUGAAAAGAAAACAAAUCAUUACACCAUUAAUUCAGCAAAUUUUAAAGGAACGAUACACUUUCUUGGUAAUAAAUGGCUACAAAUGAAUACUACAAGAGAGGCUGAUGAAGCCUGUGUAUCUGGUGUAACGACAGGGCUAGCAGUGGGGCUAUCCAUCGUGGACUGAUGUGUGAACAGCUCUGAAUAACAGGUGUGUUUUUUCCUUCCCAUUCAGGUGGCAUUGCCUGAGCAGCUGAGCUGAACAGAAACACACAGCCACACAUUUGGUGGGUGUGUUGCCAGUUUGCUUUACAGCCAACAUUGGUAAAGUUUUGGAAAAUGCUCAAAUUGACACAAUGCUAAAAUUCACCUUUGACAUCUGUCUGAACACAUCUUCCCUCUGCUGAAUACCUCCGUUAACAAAACCGUUCUUCCUGAGUCUCUCGCUGUCCUCCCCUGACUAGUUCCCCAUCUUCCUCCAUGUGUGUCUGACUGACCGGCUGCACUGAGAAUGGCGCCAAAGAUUGUUCUGUAGCUCACUUAGAUGGGGUGCUGCUGGUCUAUGCGUGUCUGUGUGUUUGAGUGAAUAUUUUGACACCCUCCCACCCCCACCCCCAAAAAAGUAAACCCAUGAGUGUCAAUGUGUGUGGUCAGGAUGUCAUUGUGAAGUCAUGUGACUGGAGCAGUGGGUGACAUCUUAUAAAUUGUGCUUUCGUUGGGGGCGGGGAGGAUAAAAAUGACAUUUUGUGGUUAACUGGUUACUUAAUUUGGUCUUUUGU
This is a messenger RNA of Plectropomus leopardus (leopard coralgrouper), 8072 nucleotides long. RefSeq lists its product as uncharacterized. The record is from RefSeq and is a predicted model, not a curated record. Lineage: Eukaryota; Metazoa; Chordata; Actinopteri; Perciformes; Serranidae. Gene Ontology annotation, biological process: chromatin organization. Gene Ontology annotation, cellular component: nucleus.